Molecule: messenger RNA, 1016 nt
Organism: Chilo suppressalis (striped riceborer)
Lineage: Eukaryota; Metazoa; Arthropoda; Insecta; Lepidoptera; Crambidae
Source: the annotation of a GenBank genome assembly
UACUUGCUUUGACUCAAGAUAUACGAGUUUAUUAGGCUACGACUACAUUUGAUAAAACUUGGUAAUAAUUAAUAAAUGUUGGAAGAAAAGUGCCAAUUCAAUAGAUUUGGUUCAUGAGACCAAACUCUUUUCUCAGUGUAACUGUUCUUGUGUUCAUAAAUGUAAUAGCAUGCACAAAGUAUGAUAUUCUGACCUGGAGGUUAAAUUGAAUCCCGAGCUGAAGACGAGGGGGGCAAACAGCCAGAUUUGAAGAAAAGAUCAUUAUGAUGACUACCAGUACGGCUGAUUCCAUGGAAACAAUUCAUGAAGAGAGAGGAAAAACCUACACUAAUUUGGUACCGCGACAACCACCAAAAAAAAGAUUGUACAGAUUUCCAGAAAUACCUCCAGACAUAGACAAAUCUUCAGAAAAAUAUCCGCAAGAUUCAAAUAAUCGAAUAUGCAGCUCUCUCUCAGGAGAUAAUUGCAGACAAGUAAUCGAUAACCUACACGCCAAGUAUGAUACAGUUCUCGACAAAUUGAACCUCAUUCUUCGAAAGCUGGAACAAUGGGAUCAUGAAAAAGCAUUGGAAAAGAGAGGACUUGUUGAAAAACCAAGUUAUCUUCCAUUGAAAAAUAUGGAAGAAUUUGCAACACACAGUUAUCUCUCGGAAUUCGAAUUUUCUCAACUGGUAGAAUAUUUUGGUUAUUUGGGCGGUGUCAAUAUUAAAAAACAAAUCAGCAAUAUGGUCAGUGCAUGCAUAACUCCAGAACUCGCAAUCAAGAUGAGCUUAUCGAAGAGUAAGAAAGUGGGAUUCCACCACUCUCAAAUUACUGACGCUAUUCACGCUGCGACCCAGAGAUGGAAAAACGGAGGCAAGUUGACUCGAGAGUCCAUGAUGGUGAUAAUUAAUCAAGCUGUUCGAUCAAUGAAAGAACGACAGCGUUAUUAUACUUGUAAAUUACGUAAAGAAAAGAAGCGUGCUAAACUUGGAAUUGCGAAUAAAAAAACUCAACAAAAAAUCCUAAAUAUUUAA